AUGGUGCAGUUGAGUCCUCGACCUUAUCAAAACAACGGCGAGGCACAUCCGCUGCUUGAAACUCGAUCCACAUCGCUUACUCAACCGUUGGUUAACAUCCGCUUUAGUAAAUGGAGCGUUCUUGCCAUUAUCUCGACUCUGAUAUUCGCCGCUGCAGUCUUUGGCAUCUUCAAACCAAGCAGCUCGACGAUGAGAAGUGCGACGACCGUGCCGCCUGACGCCAAAUUCGACCUCUUCACGCCAAUCUUCAACGCUGAAGCUCCGCCUGAGAAUCUCUUUAAACACACCGACGAACAGAAAAAUUUGCUGCCGCCCAAGUUCCUCGCUUCUGGUAUCGUGGGCUCACGUCCUAUUCCGACUAACGACUGGUGGGGCAACAUUAUCGGAGCCACUGUUGGAGAGACUCAAGUCGUGUAUCCCGUGUGGACGAACCCGUACAGUGUAACGCCGUCUCUCUUUAUGGAGCCUUUCGGUCUCACGAUGAACUACCCGUUCACGACCCGAUUAUUCGGAGGAGGCUUGAGUGGCAAUGGUGACGCUGAAAUGUGGUACAUUCACGGCCAAGUGCCUGAGUUUACGUUCUCCGCCACGGAAUUCUCCAACUUGUCGCAUCCAAUCUUCGAGGUGUAUGACUGGGACGAUCUCAGUGUGCAAACUCGUUUCUUAUCGCGUGAUGACUCCUCGAAGAAGUUUGAGGCGACACUUGCAAGUGGCAUGGCAUUCAUCACGGCUCGCUACUCGGGUCUUACCCCGCGCUUCCAGACAAUGUAUAACAUUUCAACGAUCAAUGGCUUCGACUCCACUGAGAUCUUCAACCGCCCUCUUACCAACACCCGCUAUGUGCUCCAGUUUGGCAAUGAUGCCACCUGGACGCUUUACUUUUCCAAGGAAGUUACGCUUCAUUUUGACGGUCAUUCUACGCUUGACAUGAAGGAACCUUUCCACGGAACUGCUCGUGUUGCACUGAUCCCUGAUGCAUCUGCGCAGGAGCAAAACUGCUUUGAUCAAACGGCAAGCUGCGUCCUUGAUGGAGGCCGUGUUGAAGCCCACAACGAAAACGCCUAUGCAUACAAGUGGAAGACCAGCGGUGACUGCACGAACGGAAUGCUACAUUACGCCCAGGUCCAUCAUGUCGACACUCUGGAUCGUAGAUUUGCAGAGGAGGCUGAUGGUGUUGCUGCUCAUUCCACCACACGUGGACUGAUGCAAGGUGUAGUGACCAAGACUUCACCACCCGAGUGGCGCCUUGUGGAAUCGGUGGACUUCCCCGUGGACUUCUACCCCCCGCGAAAACCUAAUGCGAAAGCAGUCGAGAAGUUCGAGAUGAAGAAGCACUUGAUCGCCGACAUCAACUCCGAGUGGACGAUCGCUUUGGGCCAGAGCUAUUACUUUAACGGCAAGGCUGCACAAAAGUACGCUUCGCUUUGUUUGAUGGCUGGGGAUCCGUCUAUCGUUGGCGAAGACGACACCGAGCUAGUUUUGCACUGUGUGAAAAAGCUGGAGGGCGUGAUGAAGCCGUUCCUCAAGAACUUGUGGACCAACGCACUAAACUAUGACACUGUCUACCGCGGCUUGGUGAGCUCACAGGGUUUUACUCUCAAAGACCCGAACGUUGACUUUGGCAACACCAUGUACAACGAUCACCAUUACCACUACGGCUACUUUAUCGUAACUGCCGCUAUCAUCAACAAGCUCGACCCCACUUGGUCAGGAAUUCCGGAACUCAACCGCAUGGCAGGAUUUUUGAUCCGCGAUGUCGCGAAUCCAUCGGACGCAGACCCGUACUUCCCAAAGUUUCGCAGUCUUGAUUGGUAUCGCGGUCACUCGUACUCACACGGCAUCUCGGCUCUCGCAGACGGGAAGGACGAAGAAAGCACGUCCGAGGACAUGAACUUCUACUACGGCAUGACGCUGCUGGGCAAAGUGACGGGUGAUACCCACCUUGAAACUGUUGGUAAGCUCAUGGUUAAGCUCAACGCCCGCGCUAUCCAAACGUACUUCCUGAUCGAAGACGGCAACCGAGCUCACCCGGAUCGUUACCGUGACAACAAGGUUAUGGGCAUUCUUUUCGACAACAAGGUGAGCUACGCCACGUGGUUUAGCGGUGAGAAGUACGCAAUUCACGGCAUUCAAAUGCUUCCGGCCACGGCCGUCACCGAGUUCGUGCGCACACGUGAUUUUGUCUUGCAAGAAUGGAACCAGGUUUUGUCUCGAGAGUCCAUUGUCCAGAACGAUGAGCAGACCAAUCCAUGGCUUUCGCUUCUCUACAUGAAUUACGCCACCAUUAACAAAGAGUUUGCGCUGGAAAAGCUGAGCACUGUGACGAUGGAUGGUGGCCUCUCGCGCUCCUGGGCCAUGUACAUUGCAGCCACCCGGCCGUAG
This is a messenger RNA of Peronospora farinosa, 2382 nucleotides long. The record is from the annotation of a GenBank genome assembly. Lineage: Eukaryota; Oomycota; Peronosporomycetes; Peronosporales; Peronosporaceae.